UUUCCCCAUUGACAAUGGGGAUGGAGAAUCCGUAUCCUGUCCCGACCUUGUUACCAACCCUACAAAUGAGGUGUGGGUUUGAAAUAUAGGAAAAGUUGACUUUCAUUAAAACAUAGUCAACUAGGGCAAGUUACAGAAAGAAAAAAUAAAUCAGCUUCUUCUUCAAGUGAGCGCCGCAGAGUCUCCGUCCACAUCUCUUCUUCUUCGUUGUGCAGCCACCGGGCAACCAGACCUCAGCGCCGCCGUGAUCCGCCUCCGCCUCCCUUCACGCCGGCCGCUGGGUUCUUUCCCCUCACUCUUAAUCUUUCUCUCUCUCUGUUCACUGCCGCCGUAGCCUCGCCACCGCUGUGGAACGCGCCAAUCACUUUGCAGUCACAGCCACUGCCUUCUUCAGUCGCCGGUCACCGCCUGCCACCGUCGAGGUCCACGCGCACCAGGAAGCCAACAACGCUGUUUUUCUCGGGCAUUUGUCUACGUUACCCACGACUGGUUGCACCUUGAAUCGACUUACCUGCUUGGUUCUAGCUUCCUAUCUCAGUUUUCAUCAGUUUGGAACGUUAUACAGCAAGGGUUGGCUUGCGAUUGAUGAAAUUUUAUGUCUGAGAUUGAGGCCGACGAUAUGGAUGAAAUUGGUGCGGUGGAAUCCAUGGAUAAACUUAAUAGCCUCCGUAUAACCUCUUUAGAUGACGAUGACAUUCAUGAUGAUGAAGAAUUGCAAGAUGACCAUGACACUGAUGAUGAUGAUGAUGAAGAAUCAAAUGAAUCAGUGGUUUUGGGUUUCGUUGCAAAGCCCAAAAAUUCUUGGUCUCUUCUUCCUCAGCUAUUUCCAAGCAAGGCUGGAGGAGUACCGGCUUGGUUGGAUCCCGUGAAUCUGCCGUCUGGAAGGUCUUGUGUUUGUGAUAUAUGUGGAGAGCCUUUGCAGUUUUUGCUCCAGAUUUAUGCUCCUAUUGUGGAGAAGGACUCAACAUUUCAUCGAACAUUAUUUGCGUUUAUGUGUCCAUCCAUGACUUGUCUUCUACGAGAUCAACACGAGCAGUGGAAAAGGAAGUCUGAUAAAUCAUCUCGGAGUGUGAAGGUUUUCCGCGGCCAAUUACCCCGUAGUAAUCCCUUUUACUCGAGUGAACCCCCAAAACAUGAUGGGAGUGACAAAGCUUGUGAAUCGGGAGGUCGUUUUGAUUUAUUCUUCCUUCUAUCGAAGUCCUCAAAUUACUUUAAUACAUUAUUGUUCUUUAAAAUUGCACUGAUUUAUAACAUGUCUAGCAUAUGUGAUGUUGUUUUAGUUGCACGUUGUAACUGGUGUGGUACUUGGAAAGGAGACAAAGUUUGUGGCAAGUGUAGAACAGUACGCUAUUGUUCUGAGAAACAUCAGGCCAUCCAUUGGCGUACUGGGCAUAAAACUGAUUGCCAACGGAUGUGUGUGUCUUCUCAGUUGUCAAGUUCUAGACUGACUAACAGUCAUUCCGAAACAGACAUUGAGAAAGUUUCAAGCAAGCAUCUUUGGCCUGAAUUUGAGAUCAUGCAUGAAUACGAGAGUGAGUUCGACAUUGAAAUAUCUCAUGACAAUUCUUAUGCAAAUGCUAUGGUUUGUAAGGAUAGGAUGGAUGACUCGAUGAAGUCCUUGUUGGCCAAUUUUGAGGGAGAUGAUGAUAGAAAGUCUUGGGCCUCUUUUCAAGGUCGCUUAUCAAAGGCACCUGAACAAGUGUUGAGAUAUUGUAGAGAUGUGGGAUCUAAACCUUUAUGGCCAAUGCCAAGUGGUCUGCCUUCCAAAGAAGAUAUCCCAAAAUGCAGUUACUGCAGUGGUCCCAUGUGUUAUGAAUUUCAGAUCUUGCCUCAGUUGCUUUAUUAUUUUGGGGUAAAGAAUGACGUGGAUUCACUCGACUGGGCGACAAUUGUUGUGUAUACGUGUGAAGCAUCCUGUGAGUCAAGCAUAGCUUAUAAAGAGGAGUUUGCUUGGGUUCAACUCUCUGUUCCAUCUGCUGUUCACCAGUAAUAUUUUCAUCAGUUUUGUUCUUUAGCAAUUCUUAUGGCCAUAUGAUGAGUAUGCUUUUUGUUUACUUUUCCAUUCUUUCUCAGAAUGUUAAAUUAUAGAAAUAAAUUAUUUUGUGCCUUUUCUUCUUUUCUGUAGUCUAUAAAUGUUGCCAUUAUCAUAAUUUUAUGUAUUUUCUGAAUUUUCUUUUAAGAAAAAACUGGAUAUGGUAUAUAACAUUAAAUUAUGAUUAAGGAAGAUGGGAAGGAAAGAAGCCAAAAGGAGAUUACAAGAACCUCCUUCAAUUGGUUGAAAUUUUGUUUA
Benincasa hispida (wax gourd) is the source of this 2290-nucleotide messenger RNA. RefSeq lists its product as uncharacterized. The record is from RefSeq and is a predicted model, not a curated record. Gene Ontology annotation, cellular component: cytoplasm. NCBI's taxonomy places the organism in Eukaryota, Viridiplantae, Streptophyta, Magnoliopsida, Cucurbitales, Cucurbitaceae.